Messenger RNA from Vombatus ursinus (common wombat), 6388 nucleotides. It is a transcript of the gene SIPA1L3, whose product is annotated as signal induced proliferation associated 1 like 3. Gene Ontology annotation, cellular component: cytoplasm; Golgi apparatus; plasma membrane. Gene Ontology annotation, biological process: establishment of epithelial cell polarity; epithelial cell morphogenesis; regulation of small GTPase mediated signal transduction. The transcript has 22 exons. NCBI's taxonomy places the organism in Eukaryota, Metazoa, Chordata, Mammalia, Diprotodontia, Vombatidae. Bases 802 to 6000 code for a protein of 1732 amino acids. Gene Ontology annotation, molecular function: GTPase activator activity; protein binding. The record is from RefSeq and is a predicted model, not a curated record.
AUGGCAGCCUGGGCCCCGGUCAGCAGCCCAGCUGGGGCCCUGCGAGUCCGUCUGCCGGAUUUCCUGUGAGUGGAGGGAGAGAGCACCCAGCUCUGCCCAUGGGUCAUUGUGCCUCAUCCACUCCUCGUAGGUAUAGUGCGGAGGGCGGCGCCCUGUGUGGGAGAAAGCCCUUCCAUGGUAGAGACCCCUCCCUCCAGCGGCAGCCAGUGCCCCCACCACACUCAGGACGUCCUUAAAGCCCGGGCUCCUCCUCCGUCAGCGGUUUAACUGGCCACGGUUCUGGUUCUGGCAAUGAACAGAUUCCAGUGAUUUAAAUGGCCUGCCUGCCCGCAGGCUGGCCCAGGGCAGAGCCUCUGCCUCUUCCCGCCUCCAGGACCACAGAGAGCCCAGGCACGACUUCCCCGGGCUCUGGCAAGGUCUGUCUGCUCUGACGCUGGAUCCUUGGGAAUCCCGAGGACUCUGCUGCCUUCCAGCACACACGGAGGAUGGCUCAGGACAUGCUUCUGCCUCCCAAGAGCCUCCUUGUCUGUGACCAGCUGGAAGGAGAGAGCCAGGUCAGAACUCUGGCCCCCCGGGAGUGAGCCUGCUGCUGGCCUGCUGGGAUGUGUCUUAGUGCAGCCCUCCCCAGCGAUGUCGCUGACCUGGGCCGAGGCACCCAGUCUUUACUCUGGCUGUCGGGAGAACCUUUCCUUCACUGCCAGCCCCAGGGCUCUGAACAGUGGCUAAGCUUCUCAGGGCUGGCUCUUCAGAGAUGCGCUGCGCCUUCAGGAGGACUGUAGAACCCAGCUGUAUUUUUGGACUAUGACGACAUAUCGACCCAUUCAGAAUGAAGGUGUGGAUGUGGGAGGUGGUGGAGGGGGGAAAGGGAGCGACCCUCUCACAGGCCCCCACGGAGGGGAUUAUUUCCAUUCUGGAUUUUGGGCCCAGAACGGUAGCUCGCCGCAGCCUGGCCCCCCUGCCAGCGAGAACGCAGUAGCAUCGCGCUCCAGUGCCACGACCCCUGCGAUGCCCAAGAUGGGAGUGCGUGCCAGGGUGGCCGACUGGCCUCCGAAGCGAGAGGCUGUGAAGGACCAGGCUAGUUCCAUCCCGGCCCAGAACGUGGACAGUGCCAAAGCUGGGAGAGAGGGCCUCCUGCUCAGGCCCUCUCAGAACGGCCAAGCCCUCCCCAUUGGCUCCAGGGCGUCGGGGUCUCGAGCUUUCCACCGCUUAUCACGUAGGAGGUCCAAGGAUGUUGAGUUCCAGGAUGGGUGGCCGCGGUCUCCAGGCCGAGGAUUUAUUCCUCUGCGGAACCGAAGCAACAGUGAAAUCACCCUCAGUGAAUGCGACGUGGAAGAGCCCUUGGAGGUGAGGGGGUCCCGGUACGUGGGGGGGCUGCCUCUGUUCCGGGAGUACGGCAGCACGUCGUCCAUCGACGUGCAGGGCGUCUCGGAGCAGAGCCUUUUCGACAUUCUCAAUGAGUUUCGCAGCGAAAAGCCGGAGCCCCAUGGGCCGGGUUCUGAAAAGCUGAAUGAGCUGCUCGCGGCUGAUGCGGGCAUGGCCUCCCACCUGCACCUUGCCAGCGGCUCGAAGGCAGCCAUCCGCAACGGCCAGCCCCAUAGGGAUGACUUCCUGCUGCAGCCCAAGGAGAAGGACAAGCUACGGAAGAAGGCCGCCAAAGGUGGGGAUGCGGGCGACUCCUCCAUCUUCCGGAAGCUGAGGAGUGCGAGGAUCGACAGUGAGCCGCCGGGGAAGGCGUUUGCCGAGGCUGACGAUGGCGGGGGCGGUGGCAGGCUCCCGGAGGGCAGCAGGCCCUGGGUCUGCCAGAAGAGCUUCGCCCACUUCGACGUCCAGAGCAUGCUGUUUGACCUGAAUCAGGUCGCUGCCAACCGGCUGUCAGCAGCGGCCCAGCGGCGGAACACGACCACCGGGGCGUCGGCGGCGUCGGCGGACCCGUCCUUCCCCAGCACGGAGGACCUCAACUACAAGGAGAAUCUGGAGCAGGACCUCGGAGACAGCAACAGCAAUGAGCUGCUCCUCAGCUGCCCGCACUUCCGCAACGAGCUCGGGGGUGUGAGUGAGCGCAAUGUCAGCUUCUCCCGAGCCUCGGCCGGCUCGCCGGGCGGGGGCGCGCCAGAGCCCGCCCCGGGCACUUACUGCACCAACGCCAGCAUCUCGGUGCUGGAGGCCCCCGGGGAGGCGCCGCGGAGCCAGGCCAGGCUGCAGCUCUACAGCAUCGAGCACGUGGACUUGGGCGCGCGCUACUACCAGGACUACUUUGUGGGCAGAGAGCACGUCAACUACUUUGGCGUGGAUGAGAAGCUGGGGCCCGUGGCGGUGAGCAUUAAGCGGGAGAAGUUGGAAGACCACAAGGACCACGGCCCGCAGUAUCAGUACCGCAUCAUCUUCCGGACCAGUGAGCUCACCACUCUUCGGGGUUCCAUCCUGGAGGACGCCACCCCGACGGCCACCAAGCACGGGACGGGCCGAGGCCUGCCCUUGAAAGACGCAUUGGAGUACGUCAUUCCCGAGCUCAACCUCCACUGCCUGCGGCUGGCCAUGAGCACUCCCAAAGUGACCGAGCAGCUGCUGAUGCUCGAUGAGCAGGGGCUGUGUCGGAAACACAAGGUCGGCAUCCUGUACUGUAAGGCUGGCCAGAGCUCCGAGGAGGAGAUGUACAACAAUGAAGAGGCUGGCCCUGCCUUUGAGGAAUUCCUCUCGGUGCUUGGGGACAAGGUCUCUCUCAAGGGCUUCAACCGCUAUGCUGCACAACUGGAUGUUAAAACUGAUUCCACUGGAACGCAUUCUUUGUACACAACUUACCAGGAGUAUGAGCUCAUGUUCCACGUCUCCACCAUGCUUCCCUACACCCCCAACAAUCGGCAGCAGUUACUAAGAAAGAGACACAUAGGAAAUGACAUUGUGACCAUCAUCUUCCAAGAGCCUGGAGCCCUGCCCUUCACCCCCCAGAAUAUCCGUUCCCAUUUCCAGCACGUCUUUAUCAUUGUCCGAGUUCACAACCCAUGCACUGAUGCUGUUUGUUACAGCGUGGCUGUGAGUCGAUCCAAAGAUGCCCCUCCAUUUGGCCCUCCCAUCCCAAAUGGAGUCACAUUCCGCAAAUCAGAUGUCUUCCGAGACUUCUUGUUAGCUAAAGUGAUAAAUGCCGAGCAUGCUGCCCACAAGUCUGAUAAAUUCCACACGAUGGCCACUCGGACAAGGCAGGAAUACCUCAAGGACCUGGCCGAAAACUGUGUGACCAACACUCCCAUUGACUCCACGGGGAAAUUUAACUUAAUCUCUCUCACCUCCAAGAAGAAGGAGAAGACAAAAGCUCGGGCGGGCGCCGAGCAGCACAGCCCGGGGGCCAUUGCAUGGAGGGUGGCUGCCCAGGAUUUUGCACAAGGGGCAGAGAUUGAGUGUAUAUUGGGGAUUUCGAAUGAGUUCGUCGUCCUCCUGGACCUGGGCACCAAGGAGGUGGUAUUCAACUGCUUUUGUGGGGACAUCAUUGGCUGGACCCCAGAUUCCUCCACACUCAAGAUCUUCUAUGGGCGAGGGGACCACAUCUCCAUACGUGCCUCCGAAGGGUUCCCUGAGGACAUUAGGGAAAUUAUCCAGAGACUCAAGGUAAUGACCAGUGGCUGUGAAACAGUGGACAUGACCCUGCGGCGGAAUGGGCUGGGCCAGCUGGGCUUCCACGUGAAGUAUGACGGCACCGUCGCGGAGGUGGAGGACUACGGCUUCGCCUGGCAGGCGGGACUCCGGCAGGGCAGCCGGCUGGUGGAGAUCUGCAAGGUGGCCGUGGUUACCCUGACGCACGACCAGAUGAUCGACCUGCUGCGGACCUCAGUCACUGUGAAAGUGGUCAUCAUCCCCCCCUUCGAGGACGGGACUCCUCGGAGGGGAUGGCCGGAGACCUGUGACAUGAAUACCUCGGAGCCUAAGGCAGAGCCAGAGAGCACGGCGGCCCGGCCCCCAUAUCGGAGCAGCUCUUCCUGGCAGUGGAGCGGGCCUGCUUCCCACAACUCCUUGCAGGCCUCCAAGUGGGCUGCACCUGGGACCACGGGCCAUGCCCAGUCACUCAGCCGACCGCCAAAGCCCACGCCAGGGGUCCCUUACCGGGAAACCCAGCCACUGCACAGCAAACGGCCUGUCAGCUUUCCAGAGAAUUCCUAUCCAGCCUCACCAGCAGGGGUGGACAGAGUCCAGCCUUAUCGGCAACCUUCGGGGAGUUUCUCCACUCCAGGCUCCGGGGGACCUUCCUCUUACACACGCUACAAGCCAUCCCCAGAGAGAUAUGCAGCCUCCCAGCAUCCUCUGCUGCCGCUUGAGCCCCACUAUGGCCACGAAGGGCCGUCCAGCGGCGACUCCUCCUCAGGCGGCCUGACCAGCCAGGAGAGCACCAUGGAGAGACAGAAGCCAGAGCCCCUGUGGCACGUGCCAUCCCAGUCCCGCCUCUCGGCCAUGGGUGCAAACACCGGGAGCAGGCACGUCAGCAGACAGGACGUGGCAGGCAAAGAUUCCCCCAACAGGCAUUCCAGAGGUGACCCUCAAUACUCAAGCCAUUCCAGCAGCAACACGCUGUCCAGCAAUGCGUCCAGCAGCCACAGCGAUGAGCGCUGGUUCGAUAGCCUGGACGCCCUAGAGGCCGAGCAGGACCCCCUCUCCAAGGGUGGCUCCAGCGACAGCGGCAUCGAGACCACCAUCUGCACCGCCAGCCCCAGCGGCCUGCCGCGGCCGCCCAAACUGCAGAAGCCUGCUUACGGGGGCCAUGGGGACAAGAGCCUCUACCAUUCGGACAAGCGUCGAGAGACCCUGCCUGGCGGCGGCCAGAGCAAAAACUACCGGCCCAAACUGUACUCAGCCGGCUCGAGCACCCCCUCAGGACCCGUGGGCCCCGGGAACAAUCAUGACCUGUUGAAGCAGCCCAGUAACGUGAGCUCCAGAGCCGCCUACCCCGCUCAGGUUUACAAAACGCCAGCAAUGGAGAAUGCCAGGGCCCCUCCGCUGGCUCAGCCUAUCCCCUUCCAGCUGUCUGCCUCAGUCCCCAAGUCCUUCUUCUCCAAGCAGCCCAUACGGAAUAAGUACCCCACCGGAUGGAAGAGAGCGGAGGAGCCUGCCCCUCGGCCCCUGGCCUUUUCUGACCCCAAGAAGCAAAUCGAUAUGAGCGCGAAGAAUGUGUUUGGGCAGCCCCGGCUAAGGGCGUCCCUGCGCGAUCUCCGCUCACCCCGGAAGAAUUACAAGUCAACCAUUGAGGAUGACCUCAAGAAACUCAUCAUCAUGGACCCCCUGACCCCAGAGCAGGAGCGAGAGUCUUCGUCCCCCCAGAAGGCGCUGCAGAGGACCCUGUCCGACGAGAGCUUGUGCAGCGGCCGGCGGGAGGCCUCGUACUCCAGUCCACCCUGCUUCGAGCCAGGCCUGCCCAGUGACGUCCUCUUCACAAGCACGCUGCCCUCCCGCCGACAACACCAGCACUCCCACCCGCUCCCGGCCGGUGGCAACGGCUUCCCUGAGAAGAAAUCCACCAUCUCUUCCUCGGAGCUCUCCUUGACUGACGUGCGGGACCGGCCAGUGAGGCGCCUGGACCCUGGCAUGAUGCCCCUCCCUGACACCGCUUCUGGCCUGGAGUGGUCCAGUCUGGUCAAUGCCGCGAAGGCCUAUGAAGUGCAGCGAGCGGUCUCUCUCUUCUCUCUCAAUGACCCGGCCCUGAGCCCCAACAUUGCACCAGCACACAGCCCAGUUCACUCGAGCCUGGAGAGGACGCCCACCACCCCCCGAACAACCCCCACAAUGAGCGAGGAGCCCCCUGUGGACCUGCCUGGGAAGGUGUACCAGCUAGAAGUGAUGCUGAGGCAGCUGCACAGUGACCUUCAGAAGGAGAAACAGGACAAGGUGGUCCUGCAGACUGAGGUGGCCACCUUGAGGCAGAACAACCAGCGGCUGCAGGAGGAAUCGCAGGCGGCCAAUGAGCAGCUGCGGAGGUUUGCGGAGAUCUUCUCCAGCGCAGUGGAGAAGAAGGAGACCUGAAGGCAGGGACUGCUGGGCCCUGCCCCUCCCCCACCCCCCCUCCGCCCUCGGGCGGCACAGGGUGCCAGGCUGUCCCGGAGGCAGGCGGGGUGGAGAUGGGGUCCUCGGAGUCACCUGGGCUCCCCUACCCAGAGGCCCUUGGGGCAGUGGAGCCACACUAGUGACCAGUCCUCCCCACUGUCAUGAAACCUUGAACCCACUGGCCAGCCCUUGGUGUAUUGAGUUCUGACGCAAUAUAGAAACCCUUUGGACCAACUGGGAGGGUAGGGGCAGGCUGGGGGCACGCCUCCCCCCACCUGCCCCCUACCAUCAAGUUUCCGAAAAACCUCGGAGCACUUUUUUCCAAGCUAAAGUACUUUCUAGUAAACCCAAGAUGGAGAAAUCCCAA